Marmota monax (woodchuck) is the source of this 2579-nucleotide messenger RNA. It is a transcript of the gene Ppil2, whose product is annotated as peptidylprolyl isomerase like 2. The coding region runs from base 121 to 1686 and encodes 521 amino acids. The record is from RefSeq and is a predicted model, not a curated record. Gene Ontology annotation, cellular component: catalytic step 2 spliceosome. Gene Ontology annotation, molecular function: peptidyl-prolyl cis-trans isomerase activity; ubiquitin-ubiquitin ligase activity. NCBI's taxonomy places the organism in Eukaryota, Metazoa, Chordata, Mammalia, Rodentia, Sciuridae. Gene Ontology annotation, biological process: protein peptidyl-prolyl isomerization; protein folding; protein polyubiquitination. The transcript has 21 exons.
GCUUCCGGGGCGGGUCUGCAAGACCCGGAAGUGGUGAGGAAACUCCGAGGAGGCUUGGGAAUCGGAGUGGUAGGCGGUCACUUUUUCGCAUUAGCUGUUUCUGCUGCUGCUGCCGCUGCCAUGGGGAAACGACAGCACCAGAAGGACAAGAUGUACAUUACCUGUGCUGAAUACACUCACUUCUAUGGUGGCAAGAAGCCAGAUAUCCCUCAAACAAAUUUUCGUCGAUUACCUUUUGACCACUGCAGUCUUUCUCUGCAGCCCUUUGUCUACCCGGUCUGCACCCCAGAAGGUGUCGUCUUUGACUUGCUGAAUAUCGUUCCAUGGCUUAAGAAGUAUGGGACUAACCCAAGCAAUGGAGAGAAACUUGAUGGUAGGUCCUUGAUAAAGCUGAACUUUGCCAAGAACAGUGAAGAAAAGUAUCACUGCCCAGUGCUGUUCACUGUGUUCACCAAUAACACCCACAUUGUGGCCAUCAGGACAACUGGCAAUGUCUAUGCCUAUGAGGCAGUGGAGCAGCUAAACAUCAAGGCAAAGAACUUUCGGGACCUGUUGACUGAUGAGCCCUUCUCUCGACAGGACAUCAUCACUCUCCAGGACCCCACCAAUUUGGACAAGUUCAAUGUCUCCAACUUCUUUCAUGUUAAGAAUAACAUGAAAAUAACAGACCCAGAUGAGGAAAAGGCCAAACAGGACCCAUCUUAUUAUUUGAAAAACACAAACACUGAGACCCGAGAAACACUGCAGGAGCUGUACAAGGAGUUCAAAGGGGAUGAAAUCUUGGCAGCCACCAUGAAGGCCCCAGAGAAGAAGAAAGUGGACCAGCUAAAUGCUGCCCACUAUUCCACGGGGAAGGUCAGCGCUUCCUUCACCUCCACUGCCAUGGUGCCGGAGACGACACAUGAAGCAGCUGCUAUUGAUGAAGAUGUGCUACGCUACCAGUUUGUGAAGAAGAAGGGCUAUGUGCGGUUGCACACCAACAAAGGUGAUCUUAAUCUGGAACUGCACUGCGACCUGACACCAAAAACCUGCGAAAACUUCAUCAAGCUCUGCAAGAAGUGCUAUUAUGAUGGCACCAUCUUUCACAGGUCCAUCAGGAACUUUGUGAUCCAAGGAGGAGACCCCACAGGCACAGGCACAGGAGGUGAGUCAUACUGGGGAAAGCCCUUCAGAGAUGAGUUCCGGCCCAAUCUCUCUCACACAGGACGAGGCAUCCUCAGCAUGGCCAACUCGGGGCCGAACACCAACAAGUCUCAGUUCUUUAUCACAUUCCGUUCCUGUGCUUACCUGGACAAGAAGCACACCAUCUUUGGAAGGGUUGUUGGGGGCUUUGACACACUGACAGCCAUGGAGAAUGUGGAAAGUGACCCCAAAACUGACCGCCCUAAGGAGGAGGUCCGCAUUGAUGCCACCACAGUGUUUGUAGACCCCUAUGAGGAGGCAGAUGCCCAGAUUGCACAGGAGCGGAAGAAGACACAGCUUGAAGUGGCCCCAGAGGCCAAGGUGAAGUCCAGCCAGCCUCUGCCUGGGAGCCAGGGCCCCCAGACAUAUCGCCAAGGGGUGGGCAAGUACAUCAAUCCAGCUGCCACGAAACGAGCAGCUGAAGAAGAACCAUCAACCAGUACAGCUGCAUCCAUAUCCAAGAAAAAGCCCAGUCGGGGUUUUGGGGACUUCAGCUCCUGGUAGCAGCAGGACAGUCCAUAUCCUCUGAUCUCCUGGUACUACUUGGGACCUUGUUAGAAACACAGAUUCUCAGACGACUCCAGACAUGAUCCUGAGCUUCUGGGAGCUGAGACUCCCUAGUCUUUUUUUUUUUUUUUUUUUUUUUUGAAGCGGGGCAGUACUGGGGAUCAAACCCAGGGCCUAAGCACUCUACCACUUAUCCCCAGCCUUUCCCUAGUUUAUUUUUAGUUGUAGUUGGAUACAAUAUCUUUAAUAAAUUUAUUUUUAUGUGAUGCUGAGGAUCAAACCCAGGGCCUUGCCCGUGCUAGGCAAGUGCUCUACCUCUGAGCCACAACCCCAGUCCCCUAGUCUGUUUCGACAAAUGCUCUGGGGCUUCUAACUCUGGAAUAGAGCCUUGACAAUACUCUGCCACUCCUUGCUUGGAACUGGGCACGCUCACCUUUGGAUGUAUUAAGCCGCCUUGUCUCUCCACCCGAGUAAAACGUCCAUGAGGCUUAUAGCCCCUGCUGUGAUGAGGAUAGGGGACAGCACUGGACCUCACUGCUGAGACCCUGCUUCUCAGUCACCAGCUCCUCUGCCAGGCCAGUUCCCUCAGCAUUCCUGACUUAAAGGUUCCUUCCAUUGACCCAUUUUUCUGUGAAAAGUGUCCAAAAAAUUUCCACCCACAUGUUCCUGAUCACUUUUUGUUCCCUCUUCAGUCUGGCAGCCUAGCUUCUAGUCUCCUUAUACCUUGGUUUCCUCUAAACACCUCUUCGGGAGCAUGGUUUCUGCCUCUGGGGAGAGUGUCAAGUCAGUAUUCGUAUUCUCUGGCACCAGACCUAUUAGAUGAUGUGUCUGUCCUUGGUCCAUCACACCUCCUCCAAUCUCAUCACAUUAAAAUUCUAAUGUAGGCUUGA